UUUCGGGUUUAGAACGCUCAGCGAGACCCAGCCGAGGAGGUUCCUGCUUCAACAGUGAUUGGACGGAACCCACCCCCGCUUGGGCCCACCAGUCUCUGCAUCCACUCAGUAGCACCGCCGCCGUCACCACCACCACCACCACCACCACUACUACUACUACCGCCGCCCCCGUGCUGCCAUGGCUUCGUCUCCUUCCCAGGUGCGCCAGAACUACCACCAGGACUGCGAAGCCGCCAUCAACCGGCAGAUCAACCUGGAGCUCUACGCGUCCUACGUGUACCUCAGCAUGUCCUACUAUUUUGACCGUGAUGAUGUGGCCCUGAAGAACUUUGCCAAGUAUUUCUUGCACCAGUCCCACGAGGAGCGUGAGCAUGCAGAGAAACUUAUGAAGCUUCAGAACAAGAGGGGCGGCCGCAUCUUCCUACAUGACAUCAAGAAACCAGAUCGUGAUGACUGGGAGAGUGGGUUGACAGCGAUGGAGUGUGCUUUGCACUUGGAAAAGAAUGUGAACCAGUCACUACUGGAGCUGCACAAGCUGGCAACUGAAAAAAAUGACCCCCACUUAUGUGACUUCAUUGAAACACACUACUUGGAUGAGCAGGUAAAAUCCAUCAAAGAACUGGGGGACCAUGUGACCAACCUGCGCAAGAUGGGGGCACCAAAAUCUGGAAUGGCAGAGUACCUCUUUGACAAGCAUACCCUGGGAGAAAGUGACAGUGAGAACUAAAAAUCUCCCACGAACAAAGGCUUCAGCUGGGUUUCUUGGUCAUCUUCAGCUGUGCAUGUUGUUUUUUUGUUUAUCCUUAACAUUGUCCAUAACUGUAUAAAAAUCAACUUUUGUUCCUUUGUGUUGUAUCUCAUGCCAAAUAAAGUGACUUGGUUCCA
Molecule: messenger RNA, 885 nt
Organism: Elgaria multicarinata webbii
Lineage: Eukaryota; Metazoa; Chordata; Lepidosauria; Squamata; Anguidae
Gene: FTH1
Product: ferritin heavy chain 1
Exons: 4
Coding region: 179-727 (182 amino acids)
Biological process (GO): intracellular iron ion homeostasis; iron ion transport
Cellular component (GO): cytoplasm
Molecular function (GO): ferric iron binding; ferrous iron binding
Source: RefSeq, a predicted model, not a curated record